Molecule: messenger RNA, 554 nt
Organism: Annulohypoxylon maeteangense
Lineage: Eukaryota; Fungi; Ascomycota; Sordariomycetes; Xylariales; Hypoxylaceae
Exons: 1
Coding region: 52-537 (161 amino acids)
Source: RefSeq, a predicted model, not a curated record
AGAAACCACUACCUACUAUAUACCUAUCUACCGCUAAGAUUUUCAAAACGCAUGAUGGAAUUCUUCAAAAGUAUCAUUAACACUCGACCAAAGGAGCCUAUUUCCGCCGAUAUCAGGGAUGUCAUCACUCGAAAGAAACUACAGUACUGCCGCUUCGCCGACACUAACCAAUGGCAAAAUAUGACGAAAGUGGCGCUACCUGAAGCCACCUUCAAAUUCUACAAUGAAGAUGGCACUUUCAUCGGCGAUGGAGGGCUCGAAUACAACUUUCCAUCUACAGCUCAAUUUAUUAAAAGCUUUGAAGGGAAGAACGUGCAGUGCGUUCACUUGAUCGGGCCAGGGGAGCUGUUAGAACAGACUAAUCCCGAUGAGGUGAAUGUCAUUUGGACUGUUAUCUACCACGCCGGUAUGAAAGAACCAAACAUCCAGCACACCACAGGCGGGGGUUACUAUCAUGAAACUUGGCGGCGGACGGGCAAAGAUUGGUUUAUACAAGAUUUGAGAUUUGAAAGGACAUACUUUCAAAUCGUCGGGUAGUGGUCGCGUUGUAGCCC